Acinonyx jubatus (cheetah) is the source of this 3251-nucleotide messenger RNA. It is a transcript of the gene DUSP7, whose product is annotated as dual specificity phosphatase 7. Lineage: Eukaryota; Metazoa; Chordata; Mammalia; Carnivora; Felidae. Gene Ontology annotation, molecular function: protein tyrosine/threonine phosphatase activity; MAP kinase tyrosine/serine/threonine phosphatase activity. Gene Ontology annotation, biological process: negative regulation of MAPK cascade; protein dephosphorylation. Bases 197 to 1456 code for a protein of 419 amino acids. The record is from RefSeq and is a predicted model, not a curated record. Gene Ontology annotation, cellular component: cytoplasm; cytosol. The transcript is spliced from 3 exons.
AGCCGCGGUUUAAUUGGGGCUGUCAGGCCGCGGCGCGCGCGGAGGGCCGGGCGGGACGGAGGCCGGGAGGCCGGGGCGGCGGGCGCGCAGCUCGGCGGGAGGCGGGCGCCCGGAGACGCGGCUGGGGCCCGCGCGGCCGGGGCGCCGUCCCAGGGCAGGGCUGCCCGGCCCCUGCCCCGGGCCGCCCGCGCUCCCCAUGAAAAACCAGCUCCGCGGCCCCCCAGCGCGGGCGCACAUGUCGGCCUCGGGGGCGUCGGCUGCUGGGGACACCGGGGCGGGGUCGGAUCCCGGUGCGGGGUCCGGGUCCGGCGCUAGCACCGGCGCGGGAGCUGCGACGGGUGCGGGAGCCAUGCCCUGCAAGAGCGCCGAGUGGCUGCAGGAGGAGCUGGAGGCGCGCGGCGGCGCGUCCCUGCUGCUGCUCGACUGCCGGCCGCAUGAGCUCUUCGAGUCGUCGCACAUCGAGACGGCCAUCAACCUGGCCAUCCCCGGCCUCAUGCUGCGCCGCCUGCGCAAGGGCAACCUGCCCAUCCGCUCCAUCAUCCCCAACCACGCCGACAAGGAGCGCUUCGCCACGCGCUGCAAGGCGGCCACCGUGCUGCUCUACGACGAGGCCACGGCCGAGUGGCAGCCAGAGCCCGGCGCUCCUGCCUCGGUGCUUGGCCUGCUCCUGCAAAAGCUUCGCGACGACGGCUGCCAGGCCUACUACCUCCAAGGUGGUUUCAACAAGUUCCAGACAGAGUAUUCAGAGCAUUGUGAGACCAACGUGGACAGCUCGUCCUCACCAAGUGGCUCACCACCCACCUCAGUGCUGGGCCUGGGGGGCCUGCGGAUCAGCUCUGACUGCUCAGACGGAGAGUCAGACCGAGAGUUGCCCAGCAGUGCCACUGAGUCGGACGGCAGCCCUGUGCCAUCCAGCCAACCAGCCUUCCCCGUCCAGAUCCUGCCCUACCUCUACCUCGGCUGCGCCAAGGACUCCACUAACCUGGACGUGCUCGGCAAGUACGGCAUCAAGUAUAUCCUCAAUGUCACGCCUAACCUGCCCAAUGCCUUUGAGCACGGUGGCGAGUUCACCUACAAGCAGAUCCCCAUCUCUGACCACUGGAGCCAGAACCUCUCCCAGUUCUUCCCUGAGGCCAUCAGCUUCAUUGACGAGGCCCGCUCCAAGAAGUGUGGUGUCCUGGUGCACUGCCUAGCAGGGAUCAGCCGCUCGGUGACCGUCACCGUGGCUUACCUGAUGCAGAAGAUGAACCUGUCACUCAAUGACGCCUACGACUUUGUCAAGAGGAAAAAGUCCAACAUCUCGCCCAACUUCAACUUUAUGGGGCAGCUGCUGGACUUCGAGCGGACGCUGGGGCUAAGCAGCCCAUGCGACAACCACACCCCCAGCGAGCAGCUCUACUUCUCCACGCCGACCAACCACAACCUGUUCCCACUCAACACCCUUGAGUCCACGUGAGGCUGGGGCACAGGUGGGUGGGGCCGGCCCCUCCCGACCCCCCUUGGGCCAGGUGAGCUGCCCGCUCCUGCUGUGUCCGGCCGGAACCCAGACAUCAUCGGACAUGGCCUGUGCCCAGAGGCCCAGGCUGGUGGGUGGCUGAGCUUCCCUCGCUGCCCUGGGGAGGGCAGAAACCACAGCAAGGCCUCUCUCUGCAGGACUUUGUGGAGAGGCCCUGAGCUCUGAGACACAUGGCCCUGGGAGUCCAGCAGGGCCUCAUCCUUGUCCUUGUCCCAGGACACUCCAUCAGCCAAUGGCCCAGCCAGUUUGGCUAUUUUUUAAAGACACAUCCACGGACCUGAGUUUACUUUUUACUUUUGGCAGGUAAAUCCAAGCUCCCUGGAGCACGGCGAGUGUUCAAGCUCUUCUUGAUUUUUCUUUUUUAAUGAAAAGUGUUAUUUUCAGGCUACAUACAACAGUGGAUUGUAUAAACCAGUAUUUCAUCCCUUCCUUGAUCCUGAGAGAGAGAGAGAGAGAGAGAGAGAGAGAGAAAUGUUCUCAGUUUUGUUUUUUCUUCCUAUUUCAAAAAGCAAUUAUUGGUUUUUGUUUUUGUUUUUAAUGGAAAAGACAAACCCCGUGUUGAUCUUGACCAAAUGCGUUUUGCACAUGUGUGAAGCCUCCGUUUCUGCAGCAGGUCCUUCUUGAAGGGGUGGCCUGCUGCUCUCUUAGUGUCAGACCCCCCCACCCCCAGUCAUGCACACCCCUCGGCCUAGCCCCCUUGGCACUGCAGUUGCCCGUGAUGACCUCUGCAAGGCGUAAUAGGUGGGCUGCCCUAGGUGGCCUCUGCAUUCUCUGCCCUCCAGCGGCCCCUGCAGACCCCCUGAGGCAGGAGAUGGGAGGCCCUGCCGCUGCCCUGCUGGAGGUGGGGUCGUGGGGGACUGCCAAGCAGUAGCAUUAGCCCUCUGGGCUCAGCCCGUAGGAGGGUCUGGGCCCCGGGCCCUUCCUAUACGUACCCACUACUUCUGUCUCUCUCUCCCUGUUUGUGACUGAGAGUGGAGGCCCAGUGGCUGGCGGGGGAAGCUUCGGUGGUGGAGGCCCAGCCCUACCUCCUAGUUUCUGUCCCUCACUCUGGCUGUUGCUUUGGUCCAGCUCUACUCCCAGCCCCCUUGUCCCGUGGAAGCUUGCCCUGCACUCAUCUUGCCCAUGCCUUCUACUACCAGGAAACUCGCACCCGUUUCAAUCCCAGGGCAGGGGCGGAAGGGGCGAGAAUGGACAAGUGAACGGGGUGUGGGGCUCUGUCCACGCCCCUCCUAGGAUCCACAGAACAAAGCCACGGAUUCCGUUAUCCUCUCCAGUUUUGUUCCUUCUCCAGCCUCAAUCCCUCCAGGUGUCAGGACUACAGGGGCCCGGGGAGAGGUGAGUAGUCAGGCUGGGGUCCCUGAGCAAGCCGGCACUUGGCAUGUGAGUGAGGCCAUGGAAACUCUGCCCCACUGCAUCUUACCUCACGGGGCGGUUUUCAGGGAUUCUUUAAGGCAGCGGAUUAAAAUCUUGCCACAGUCGAGAAAUUGACGAAAAGCUUCCAUGCUGUACAUGGUUCUUUCUCUUUUUUACUUUUAAAAAGAAAAACCCAGAAAGAUGCAUCAGAUUUGUGUAAAUGAGAGUAUGCCAAGAGGGUGGCCAGUUUUGCUUUAUGAUCUUAUGAAGGAAAAUUUGUGACCCUACAUAUAUAUACAUACACACAUACAUAUAUAUAUCCCGAACCAGCAACGGGACUUUGUUUAUAUUGCAAAUAAAUAUUAUUUUUUCUUUAAAACAA